This is a messenger RNA of Phycomyces blakesleeanus NRRL 1555(-), 1623 nucleotides long. RefSeq lists its product as hypothetical. The record is from RefSeq and is a predicted model, not a curated record. Bases 1 to 1623 code for a protein of 540 amino acids. The transcript has 8 exons. NCBI's taxonomy places the organism in Eukaryota, Fungi, Mucoromycota, Mucoromycetes, Mucorales, Phycomycetaceae.
AUGUCAACCCCUGACCCAUUGUCCAAAGAUGACAAUCACUCAGGUACAUGGCAUGGCGUGCACCCAUCCAGCAUUAGAGCACCACAACAAAUCGCUAAACCUAACAAGACCCUCUACCUCUUUACCUCUCUGGGUUGUGAAGCUCUCCUGAGCCAGGAUGCCGUUGCUGCAGCCAGGGCAUGCACAAUUCACCCCACCAACUUCUCCUCAGAUGUCAAUGUUGUAAAGAUCAACCUUUACAACAUCCCAGCUUGCGAAGCUACCAAUCUGCGCAAGCCUCUCAAGGCUGCCAUGACACUGUAUGGCAAGGUCAUCUACAUCCAUGCCUACACUGACCAUCAUGGCCAAUUCUGUGAUGAGGCCGCAGCAGAUCGUUCGAUUCUCCCAUGGACAUUCGUUCCAAGGUCAUGCCCUCCCAGUGCUGCUACUGUUGCAUGGAAGGCUACUGAAUCUCGUCCUGCUCCAUUUGCCCUCCCCAUUGUUGUUGCUGUUGCAAAACUGGCUGCUGCCAAAGCUCAUGCUGCUGCAAAGAAAGAUGAUGCCAAUGAAGGCCAGGAGGCCAACCUUAGUGCUGAAGACAACACUACCCUACCACAGCCACCAGCUACUCCUGUCACUGGUGCCAAUAUCAAGGAUGACGCCAUGAUACCUGAUGUUGAGACACCUGACGCCUCUGCUGCCAACAGCACCACUGCCUUGACCGCCACCACGAUUAAGGACUCAUGGAUCAAGACCAAGAUCGUUUCUGGGGACAUUGAUGUCAUUAUGGGUGAUCCAACUGGUACCUCCACCAACUCCACACAGCAACACAUCAUCUCAAUGAAUGAGGGAUCUAUUCAUAUUGGGACCCUCAACAUUAGAGGUCUUGUAAGUACCCUUUCUACUCCUUCUUCCCCCAAAUCUCUUCUUUGUUGUUAUCUUCGCUCUCUUUGCCCUCCCCUCUCUCUUCUCGCCCUCCAAGAGACUCAUACUUUCCCUGAACACAAACAAUCCCUCAAUAUUCUUUUCCAGACCCAGUCUAGUCUUUGGACGAAACAUUGUGGCCUGGUCUCUUUCAAUCUGCUUUUGCUACUCACCUUGCUUUCUGUCUUGAAUGAUGAACGAGUCCUAUCAGUUCUUGUCUCACAUUCUUAUAAUUGCAUUGAUCCCUUCAUCCUAGUCAUCAUGUAUGACGCCAUCACAGCUCCCAAUGCAUUGCUACUCCCCACCUUCUACAAUGGCCAUCAAUACACAUACAUUGAUUUUAUUUUUCGCUCUCCAGCCCUGACCACCACUUCACCUGAAAUCAUUUUCCUUAACCUGACAUGGACCGACCAUAGCCUCUUGACCAUAUCACUCACACUACAGCGUCCUUCAGGACGAGGGGCUGUUGAUUACCUGGAUGCCACGGAAUCCGCUGCCUCUCAAUGGGAUAUGCUCAAACAGGUAAUCAAGAACUUCAUGAUGGCAUAUGCCAAACAAUUCGUCUGCUGGUGCAAGACAGUUGAGCAUUCCUUGUGCAGUGAAUGGCAACGCCUACUCUGCAAUCCUUUGCUCCCUGGUUUAACCAAAACUGAAGCCAGAAUCACCCAACUCCAGGAAUCCAAGACAGCCAAUUUGGCACAACGAGCCAGCGUGCGAUAG